AUGCGGACGGGCCUGGAGUCGGGAAUGAGGCGGGGGCUGAUGGCGCGGCAGAAACCGGUGGAGAAUCCCUCCCUUGUUGCUGCCGUGGAUACAGAUCCUCAGUGGGACACCCUGAUCAGCAGGCAGCGUCUCCUUGAGGCGCAGCGCAACGACGGCCUGUGUCAACGGAUCCUCAGCCACUUAGCUGACCUGAACGCGCAACCAAGCGAUGCAUUGUACCCGGCGCCGGCGGCCUUCACCGAUGUGCUCCCGGAGGUCCCGUUCACGUUCAGCCCCUUGGGACAGGUCUCCCGCUGUUCGUGGGCCUCGUUACCCGCCAUCGAGAGGCCGUGUCCGCACGGUCGCAACAUGGACCGUCCUCGACUCUACCGACCGUCCCGUGGCCUGGACGUCGCGCCUCCCUUGGGAGAUCCAGCCCCGCCCUUUACUUGGCGACCCACCCCUCGAUGCUCCGGAGCCGUUCCGUGGACUCCUCUCGGAUCGGCACCCGAUCGAGCCAUCACAGCCCUACACGGCCGAGGAGACCAGGAUCCUUUGCCCGCUUUGCCGGGUCCCAGAAAUUUCCCGCCGGGCCCACCAGGACGGCCCCCUCCACCGCAGCCGCCUCCUUGCGGCAACAAUCCGGGACACCAUCCCUCGACCACGGCCGGGUGCCCUUCCAGCUCCUUGCCACCGCAGCCUCCCGUCGAUGACCUCCUCGACUUCGACGAAUGA
This is a messenger RNA of Rhipicephalus sanguineus (brown dog tick), 714 nucleotides long. Its product is annotated as wiskott-Aldrich syndrome protein family member 2-like. The transcript has 4 exons. The record is from RefSeq and is a predicted model, not a curated record. Bases 1 to 714 code for a protein of 237 amino acids. Lineage: Eukaryota; Metazoa; Arthropoda; Arachnida; Ixodida; Ixodidae.